AUGUCUCCUCUUCUUCCGGUGUCGCCCGUGAUGGGCAGAAGAGUUUCUCCUGUGUCUUUGCAUGCCCUCACCACCCCACUGGGGAUUCGUCAGAGACAGAAUCUGGCGCCUCGCCUUUCCCCGAUCAGCUGUCGAUCCACCGUGGGCGCCUCGCCCCCCGCCGCUUCUUUCCCUCCGUCCUCGUCUUGUGCUUUGUCUCCCAACCUGAGAAGAGCUGGACUUUCUGGCCUUCUUCUUUCUUCAACACCGGGGACUUCGUGUGAAACUACACGUAUCACUCGCAGGGCCGGAGCCUCCUCUUCUUCGUCUUCCUCUUCCUCUCCUCGUUCCUCUUCUGACUUCCUCGGCUCUGCCUGCUCUUGCGUCUCUGCCUGUUUCUCUUCGCCGCGUCUCUCCCCUUUUCGCCCUCCACUUCGUUUCGAUCUCGCGAUAACAACGCGCGCCUCGCGCAUGCUGAAGGACUUUGCAGCAAAGAAGCAGCUGGCGUCGCAGGCGCGUGCCUUCUCAGCGUUGACAAGAGAUUCCGUCGAAAUUCAGCCGGCCUUUGAUCGUUUGGAGGGAUUUCUUCUCUCCAAUCUUCCACCGGAAGUGACGAACAACCAGCAGCUGCUGUCGAGUCUCCUCGGACGCUCGGGUCUUCCCGUUCCUCCACUCACAGACGCUUCGUCGUCCUCUUCCUCUUCUCCUUCCUCUUCGUCAACUUCUUCUUCCUCUUCGUCUUCGAACUCGGCUUCCAUUUUGCUUCAGCGAUCUCGUCUAGGGCGCACUGCAGGCCGAUGUCUUGUUCUCCUUCCUUUUCCGAGUUCGGCCUUUUUGACGGGAGAAGACAGGAAGGCGCUGCAGACGCGACUCGCGGCAGUCCUUCCUGCCGGGUCGACGGUCACUGCAUGCGACCGCAACGAUGUCGAAAACUGCAUUGAAGAGUUUGAACGCUACUUCUUCCUGACUGAAGAUCUUCAGAGACUGGGGGUCCCGAGCAACCUUCGGAAGGUCGUGACUCUCUCGCCUGUGCCCCCUACGUAUGGGCGGAGAGAAGUCCGAGAUCUUCUGCGAGAGCAUGCAAACGUGGAUGUGGACCCUCGAGAUAUCGUUUUUCGAUUUCGGAAAGAUGGAGUCCAAGGCGAUACGUGCUACGUCCUCUGUCGCAGCGAACGGGAUGCUGGUGUCGUUCUCGCCAGGAUUCAGGAGACAGCUGUCCCCAAUCGCGUCCAUUAUGGCCAGCUUUUCGGAUGUUCGUUUCUCUGGGCAAGCCGGUCCGCUCUCUUUCUCUGCGACUCUCAACUUGACUACCUCCCAGCGCGCAGUCCCUUCCAGGUUUUUACCACGGGCUGGGAAGGCGACGUGAGCGAAGAAGAAUUUAAAAAUCUGGCGUAUCAACUUCGUCUCUUCCCCAAGGCAGUCCGGAAGUUCUCUCAUCCUGGCGGCGAGGAUGUCAGUUCCUUUUUCCUCGAAUUUCAUCGCAUGCGCGAUGCGAAGCUGACCAUGAGUCGGCUGCAGCUUCUUAGGCGACGCUGGCGGAUUGGCGCCAACACGCCGUUUUUCGGUUUUCUCCGCAUGGCUGAUCUCCGAUUUGAGGACGACGUGAAGUUCGCCGACGAGGAUUCGGCUGCGGACUCGGACUUGGAUGAACCCAUUGACUAUUAG
Messenger RNA from Toxoplasma gondii ME49, 1644 nucleotides. RefSeq lists its product as hypothetical. Lineage: Eukaryota; Apicomplexa; Conoidasida; Eucoccidiorida; Sarcocystidae. Bases 1 to 1644 code for a protein of 547 amino acids. The record is from RefSeq and is a predicted model, not a curated record. The transcript is spliced from 9 exons.